UUUUCCCGCAUGAUGUCAUCAAAAUGGCGGACAACACAGGAGUAGAUGAUGGGCCAUUCCAACCAAAAAGUGAAAGUGAAGCCAUCACUCUAACAAACGCAGAUGCACCUGCCGACAGCACUGAUCCUGGAGCAACAGUCAACCCCUUCCAAAGCUCCGAAUCACCCCCAGUAAUCCCCUCGGACCCUAUCACUAACCCAGCUCCAGACUCGCCACAGCAGGACUUUUCUGAGCCGCCGCAGUGCCUCCCUCAAAGCAACGCGGCACCCGUGCUUCUUGUUACCGGGGAAACUGCAUCCAAUGGCGAUUUAGACUCAUCUGAGCCGGAUACUCCUUACCCUGAAGGGCAAGCGGGAAGUGACAUUGUUGGAAACUCAUCUGACAGCAGUGUUUCUGAAAAUGCGAAGGUCAAAGCUGAUGGGAGUGUUGAUCCAUCCAGUGAACUAACGUCCGAGAGUAAUGGAGACAGGUCAAGACAGGAUUCUGGCUCUACCGAGGGCAGCAGACGAGACGGACCACCAACAAGAAGUCGAGCACAGCCAGUGUUAGAUGCUUCAAAACUCAAGGAAAAGGAAAAUAAGAACAAUCAGUUUAGGCAACAACAGCUCAGUGACCGACAGAAACGUAUCGAUAGUAUCCGGCACAAAGCGACUGAUCACAGGGCCGAAAUACUCGAAAGGAAGAAGAAGCAAGAAGAGGAGGAUCAGGCCCGUAAAGAAGCCAUUGUCAGGCGUUCCAGGGAGCGCUCAGACAACGCCCGCGAGAAGCGCCGUUCUUGGAGCGCAUUUGGGUCCCGCGACUACUCCUCCCCGGUCCCCAGCGGUGGGACUCCCCGGUCUUCGAGAGGUCGCAGCACCGACAGGAUGACGGAACGGCAGAGCCCCGACGGCAGUUUGACCCUGGGCGCCAGCAAGCGCUUGUCCAGUUCUGUCUCUGCCCUGCACCGCCCUGUGCACCUGGUGCGGCUUGGGCCCAACGAGGAUGACUGGUUCGAGGUUCACAUCCCAGACCCACGCUCUCGUCGCGGAUCAUCCCCAGGCAACGACAAGAAUCCUGAUUCUUCUUCCACCCCUUUGCCUGCCAGUAGCAGUACCAUCCCCCGCCACCACCUCUCCUCACCUAACCUUGCAUCGAGCAAUGUAAGGAGACGCUUGAGAGCAGCCUACCCAAACAGGGAUAGUAGGUCAGCCCAUUCGACGCCGACGCACGUCUCACGACCGCUCUCGGCAACAAAACGCUCCAAUUCAAAUUCAAAACUAGACAGCGAGUCCGGUCCAGUGGGUGGAAAGCCGGCAUCUGGAACAGCACCUGCAAAGAGAGGAACAUCACCCCGCACCUCUCUACACGGGCGGCCUCCAUCACCAAGGCAACAGUCUUCAACACCCAGAGCCACCCCUGUCCGUGCACCAUCACCAAAGACAGCUGCGGGUCAAGGGUCAACCACAGUGGACGGCAGCAAACCUAGGCCGGGCAGGGUGCAGUCGCCACGUAACUUACCUAAACAGACAAAUGGGGAUAGCAGUCGGAAACCCCCAGAAGGUAAGAAAACCCCAGGUCAAGCUCCGCCCAUCAAGAAGGCCCUCACCCCCCGCACAGACAUCGUCAAGUCCACAGUCAGCUCACCAACGAGGACCGUGACUGCACCAAAGAGCACUCCCAAGGCACCUGCCACUAAGCCUGCCACGACACCCAAAGGGGGUCCUAAGCAGGCCAAGCCAGCUGCAGUCAAAGUGGCAGUAGCAGCGGCAGCAGCCCCUGAGAAACCAGCCCCUGAGAAACCAGCCCCUGCUAAAGAAGAGGUGGAACCAGAGACCAAACCAAAGGAAACACCACGUUCUCAGUCUCCAACUAUCUCAGAAUCAUCCAGUGGAUCAGCCCCUGCAGCCAAUGGCACUGCCUCCCCAGCCGCACAAGCCCCGCCUCCAGCCAAGGAACUGACAGAAGAGGAGCGUGCUAAGCAGGCACUUGCCGAGAGGCGUCGUCAGGCCAGGGAGAAAGCCGAGAGAGAAGCGGAGCUUGAGAAGCAAAGACAGGAGCAACUGAAACGCGAGGAGGAAGAAAGAAUCCGUCGCGAAGAAGAGGAAAGAAUUCGUCAGGAGGAGGAAGAGCUCAGACUAGCGGAAGAGCAUAGGAAGGCAGAAGAGGAACGUCUGAAACAAGCCAUUCAAGAGAAGGAGGAGAAAGAGAGAUUGGAGGCGGAGCGUAAGGCAGCUGAGGAGGCGGAAGCAGCCCUGAGAGCAGAGGAGGAGAGACUACGUCAGGAGGACCUGAAGAGACAGGAAGAAGAACUGGCUGAGAAAUGCCGCCGGGAAGAUGAAGAGAGAAAUGCUCGCAAGAAGAGAGUUGAAGAAAUCAUGAAGAGAGCCAGACGAGGAGCCCAAGCAAAAGACAAGGAUGAUGGCUCAGAAAAUGGAGACAGUGGCUCUGAGAGUGGAUCUGCCACAGGCUCGGAACGGAAGACGAAUGGAGUCAACAGCAUGCUAGCCAGCAGCAGUGUACUCAACAGCGAGAAGUAUCGCAACUUGCUGUUCAAUCGCAACAAAACGGAGCUCUCAGGCGAUGAGGACGAGGAUUAUGAGGGUGGUCAGUUGGAAGGCACUGCUAACGGCGGACCUGCCAACAGCUCCAGCGAUUCCGAUGACCGGGAUGGGAUGGAGCUGGGGGGAGGAGCGGGGCCUGUAGACUUGCUCCCCGGUGACAAACCAGAAUGGUCAGAUGAGGAGGCAAAACAGGUUGAUGGGGAAGAUUUUAUGGAGGUGCUAGAUUCAGAUGCAGGAUUCCAAGGUGAUAUCAAUGUUUUGGAAAGAGGAGUGGUAAUGGAGGAUGACCUUCAGGAAAAGCAAGAAUUGCCAACUGAGCCUGCUGAUGGAAUUGGGGUUGGCAACGGUGAAGUUUCUGACAAGGGUGUGGCCAAAGAAGAGGAUGCGGCAGAGAUGGAGGGUGUGGCCAGAGAAGAGGAUGUAGCAGAGGUAGAGGGUGUGGCCAAAGAAGAGGAUGUGGCAAAGAUGGAGGGUGUGGCCAGAGAAGAGGAUGUGGCAGAGGUAGAGGGUGUGGCCAAAGAAGAGGAUGUGGCAAAGAUGGAGGGUGUGGCCAGAGAAGAGGAUGUGGCAGAGGUAGAGGGUGUGGCCAGAGAAGAGGAUGUGGCAGAGGUAGUGGGUGUGGCUAAAGAACGGCCAGAGCUAAAAGGUCCUGCUGAGGAACCACCACCGCCUUUGGAUGAUGAUGAUGUAGUCAGUGAUGAUGCAGUUGGUGCCUUGGGUGUGGGCAAGGAGGGGGCAGUUGAGCAGGUUGUGGCUAAUGAAGGAACAGAUUCAAAAGGGUUCACUGAUCAGCCGCUACUUGAUGACUAUGGCAUUGGUAAGGAUGCAGUCACUGAUGAGGGCUUUGUCAAGGAGGAAGGUGUGGUUGAGGAUGUGGCAGACAAAGAGACAGCUUCAAAAGUCUUCACUGAGCAACAACCACCAUUUGACAACUAUGGUGUUAGUAGUGAUGUAGUCACUGAUGAGGGUGUGGUCGAGGAGGGUGGGGCAGAUACAGAGGCCGAUUCAGACACCUUCACCGAACAACCAGCAUCUAAAGAUUAUGGAAUUGGCAGUGAUGAAAUCUCAGACGGUGUGGUUAAGGAGCAUGUGGCUAAAGAAGAGGUUAAUUCCGAAGUCGUCAUUGAGCAGCAGCCACGAUUCGAUGACUGCAGUGUUGAUAGUGAUGCGGUUGCUGAUGUGGGUGUGGCCAGUGAGGAGGGUGUGGUCAAGGAGGACAUCCCUGUUGACCUGACCACAAAUGGAAAUGGCAACAUUGAUCCUGAAGAUCAGGAAGAUAUCAGCAGCGAUGACGAGAAGAGUGAUGGUUCCUCCAGGAACGGAAACGAGCUUGAGCCUCCGGGGUUAACUGCGCCCCCCUUGAACAAUGUGCCUGCUUCCGAUAAUAACUUUAACAAUGCAAAUGGGGAGACCCUGAUCGACCCCGCCCCAGAGAGCACUGAGCUGAUCACCAAGAAGGCCCUGCUGGAUUUUGACGAUGGGGGCGGGACCCUGGAUGAUGGGGGAACGAUAGAGAUGGGUCAGGAGCUGUCGCCGGACUCAGCCAGCGACAAACUCAAUGCCAAUCUGGGCAUGAUGGCGGGGUUCCCUGUGGGCGAUGCCCCCACAACCCUCUCCUUCUCUCCGAUGGGCGAGCUGGAAUCCAACGGAGGACAGCAGCCCCAGCCCAUGGCUGUCUGCCUGACACCCGAAGAUGCCGUCUGAAGUCCACAUUCAUCUUUUUUUUCCAUGAACAUACAUGUAUGGCGGAAGAAAACUAUUAAUUUGAAAACUAUAUUACGAUGACUGUGUGCAUUUGCCACCCUGCCAGCGUCCCUACCGUAUCUCUCUGUUUAAGUGUUGGAUUCUAAUGCAUAUACGCUUGAAGAGGAGUCUGCUCAUACUUACGUGGAUAAACUGCCGUAUUCUUCAGAUCUCGUGCUCAGACUUUGUCCCGUGGUGGACUAAUGGACCGACCGUAGGCCCCGGCGAAGUUGAUGACUUGAAAUCUGUGGCCUGAGUGAACAGGCUUUUUACAUCAAUCGACCUGAACUUCUGAUUUGACGUCACUGUAUUAGGAAUGUAGCAGUCCUGCCUUUGGAACGCGUAGCAUAUCGUGUAGAACUGAUGAACGACCGGCAAUGUGAUUUGUAUGGAAACUUUUGCAGUUGUGCCCCUUGGAACUGGGAGACCAGUUUACUUUUAACCUGAAACUACAACCUUCCAUCCCAUCUACUGGAUACAGAUGUAUUUGCUGUUGUUGCCCACUUCAUGAAGGAACCAAAACUCGCCUGUCAACCACGGAAAGCAUCUUCAUGAUCAACAUGAUUUGUCUGCCCACUGUAUAAUUCAUCAACAUCUUGAAAGGACUAACUUUACUUAUCAUCGUGACAGUACAAAAUCUCAGCAAUUGUGAGAAUUAUUGAUGAGUCUUUGACAUUACGUGUUGAAGUGACAAGGCAUCAAGUGUGGGAUUAAACAAAAUUAAUAGAUCUUCUCAGACAGAGUAUGCACAAGUACACUUGUCACUAUGCAUUAAUUACCUGGUAUUUUCAGUUGCUAACAACUAAUGCGGGGACCAUCAAAAUCUGAAGGCAUACCGUGAAGCAGAGUAAACCUAAAGUUGGAAUGCGGAAAAUGUUGAAACUUGAAAAACAUUUGAUUGUUGAAAUCUGGUCAUCGGGAUGAUACUUGAUGAGGAAAGAUAGAAACCCUGUUUCUUCUCUGAAAUUUCAUAGGUUCUCUCAACGAUAACCGCAUCAGCAAUACGACAAAAACUGCAGCGACAGUCUCGGCCAAUGACAGGCAAGGAAAUCUCAAUGCAGGUGACGA
This is a messenger RNA of Acanthaster planci (crown-of-thorns starfish), 5351 nucleotides long. RefSeq lists its product as uncharacterized. The record is from RefSeq and is a predicted model, not a curated record. Lineage: Eukaryota; Metazoa; Echinodermata; Asteroidea; Valvatida; Acanthasteridae. Gene Ontology annotation, cellular component: microtubule cytoskeleton. Gene Ontology annotation, biological process: microtubule cytoskeleton organization.